ACACUCAAACUCGUUUACUUCCGUAGUCAACGAAUCAGAAGCGGAAGUACACACGAGCCCCAGACUGUUGUUGUGGUAGUGUGCUUAAGUACGAGCAGAAUGGCGGAAGAAGAGGACGAGACUGGCUUCGACGAAGAGCUGGAGGAAGGAACCAGCGGAGUAGAUGUCGGCCACGGGAAGAGAAAGCGACUCUUCUCCAAGGAGCUCCGAUGUAUGAUGUACGGGUUUGGGGACGACCAGAACCCCUACACGGAGUCUGUGGACAUACUCGAGGACCUGGUGAUCGAGUUUAUCACGGAAAUGACCCACAAAGCCAUGUCUAUCGGACGCCAGGGCCGCGUCCAGGUGGAGGACAUAGUUUUCCUAAUUCGUAAAGACCCCAGGAAGUUUGCCAGAGUCAAAGACCUGCUGACUAUGAACGAAGAGCUGAAGAGAGCUCGGAAAGCUUUCGAUGAAGCAAAUUAUGGCUCUUAAAAUCACACAAGGAAACGUUUCCAACACCUUUAGUGGAUCAUUUCUUUAUAUUCUUUACAUUUAAGUUCAUUUGGUUGUCUGUGUUUUGUUAUUUACAGUUGAAUAUUGACCAAGCUCUGUAUGUCAAAAUGGAAUGGAUCCUUAACACCAUGUCAAAUAAAGCAGCUUACAUUUUGUUUUUUAAGUUCAUUGCCAUGAUACAACACCAAUGAAAGAGCAUUUUUCUUUAGGCAUGGGUAAAAACCUUCACAAACCAAAAAACUGAAUAUGUAAAAUGAUGCUGUUUUGAUGCACUUAAAAUGAGGUUUGAUAGCCAACAAACUUACAUCUGUAGUGCUUUACAAUAUGCAUAAUGUCACCAUGUUUCUAGGAGGUGUAGGUAGGUGUAAAGCUGCAGCAUCCUUUUAUAUUGGCACUGGCAAUGUUAAAAUAAAAAGUUUCCCUUUUUGUUUGAGAGACAAAAAUGAAUAAAGAUCCAUCUCCACUG
Melanotaenia boesemani (Boeseman's rainbowfish) is the source of this 961-nucleotide messenger RNA. RefSeq names its product TATA-box binding protein associated factor 13 (gene taf13). Gene Ontology annotation, biological process: transcription by RNA polymerase II. Gene Ontology annotation, cellular component: transcription factor TFIID complex. Gene Ontology annotation, molecular function: protein heterodimerization activity. The record is from RefSeq and is a predicted model, not a curated record. The coding region runs from base 100 to 474 and encodes 124 amino acids. The transcript has 2 exons. Lineage: Eukaryota; Metazoa; Chordata; Actinopteri; Atheriniformes; Melanotaeniidae.